Molecule: messenger RNA, 6253 nt
Organism: Siniperca chuatsi (mandarin fish)
Lineage: Eukaryota; Metazoa; Chordata; Actinopteri; Centrarchiformes; Sinipercidae
Product: dynamin binding protein
Exons: 17
Coding region: 148-5286 (1712 amino acids)
Biological process (GO): intracellular signal transduction
Cellular component (GO): cytoplasm
Molecular function (GO): protein binding; guanyl-nucleotide exchange factor activity
Source: RefSeq, a predicted model, not a curated record
AGCUGCUCAAAAGUUGUCUCGCGGAGAAAAGCAACUCCGCCACCACAUCACCAGGCUGAAGAAGUUGGAUAUCUUGUCUGACUGGAUCUAACGGCCCGAUUCCACAGUUCCCCACUGGUCGUUCAGACACUUUACAGGUUAUGAGUAAUGGAAGCAGGAUCCGUGGUGUGUGCCGUGUUCGAGUUUCUCCCCAGCGUCUCCGAGGAGCUGCCACUCUUCACUGGUGAUGUCAUCGAGGUGCUCAGUGUCCUGGAUGAGUUCUGGUUGCUUGGUAUCAAAGAUGGCGUCACAGGUCAGUUUCCCAGCACCUUUGUGGAAGAGGUUACCAUUCCCAGCACCAAGCCCGGAGACAGACUGUAUGUGUGCAUCAAUGAUUUCAGCUCAGCAGAGCCGGGCAACCUGUCCCUGAAGAGAGGUGAUGUGGUAGUUGGAGAGGCAGGAGGAUCCAUGGACCUCGGAGAAACCUGGCAGCGUGGUUGUAAUGCCUGGGGCGUCCGUGGUCUCUUCCCCACGUCAUGUGUGAAGGAGCUGAAUCUUUCAGGCCGCUCCAGGCAGCUUUCUGAACGCUCAGCUCAGGCCCAGGCUUCAGAGCUCCCAUGCUACGCCCUGGGCCAGGCCCGGGCCCUUAUGAGCCUCCAUGCGCAGCUCAAUGAGGAGCUGGACUUCCGCGAGGGGGACUUGAUCAUCAUCACCGGCCUACCCGAGCCAGGCUGGUUCCAGGGAGAGCUGGAGGGUCGCAGGGGCAUCUUCCCAGAGGGGUUUGUGGAGCUACUAGCUCCCCUCCGAUCUCCUCAGGAGCCCGUGGACUGCCAGUAUUUGAACAAUGAUUCUGAACAAUUUAGCUACGAGGAAUCUUACAAUGCAGAAGAGGGAACUGAGGAGGAAGGUGUAGAAGAAGAAGAGGUUUUUCUGAAAGAGGUAGAGGAGCAGAAGGAGGCUGUAGUAGAGGAAGAGGAAGAGGAGGAGGGCGGUGUCUAUGUAGUGGCACUGUAUGAGUUUCGGGCCAUGGAACCAGGAGAGUUGGACUUUGAUAUGGGGGAUCGCAUACGUGUUAUAAGCACUUUGGAAGAUGGUUGGCUGGAGGGGGAGCUUCGAGGGCAACGUGGUAUUUUUCCUCAUCGUUUUGUCAAAAUAGAGGACGACGGGCAGAAAACUGCAGAGGAAACAAAUAUUGUUGAACCAGAAGAAGACAAGGAGAACAGCUGUACUUCUGAACACAGCUCAGGUCAUUCAUGUCCCAAUGGGUCAGAGAAUGAUCCUGAAUGGAGGACAUAUGAGGAUCAUACAGUGUGGGACCUGGACUACUUUGAGAGGACUAAGGAGCAGAGGUGGCAAAGUUCUGGAGCUCAAACUAACAACAGAGGACAAAGAGAUGGGGGUAGCAGGCCUGACUCUCAGCCACGUAGACCUGUCGCUCCAACACAGAGAGGGCCUGAGAGACCCAAAUCCACUCCUCCAGCAAGGCCCAGACUCCCAUCUCGGCCUAGCCUGCCUACACGUAGCCAUAGGCACCAUGACCCAUCUUCUGGCACAAAUCGGUCUAGCUAUACUAAUGGAAACACUCGAUCCUUACAGACCAAACUAACCCAUAGCCUAACCCUCCCUAGCACUCAGCAUGGUUGGUCUAAAGACAGCAGAUACUACCAGAGGCCACCAAUGGACGGUGCCACCACCAAUAACAGAAGUGCCAGCCUUGGACAGGCAUUAUUUAACCUUGCUGAGGGCCAUAGGCAGAAGAAGCUAACUCGCCAUGCUAGUAUCAGUGAUGCUGAUAUGAUGAUGGGCAGUGCUGAGACACGGUCACGUUCCCAGCAGACGGUGCGUGGCUCCAAUGGUAUAAUGCCAACAUCCAUCACCUUAGAUGCCCUAGCAACCUCAGCCGGUGACCUUGAGGCCAAGCUAUCUCAGCAGCUUUUCGAAUUUGAGAAAAGCUUGACUACUUCAUAUAGUGAUACUAGCAUGAGUUCUGGUGCUCCCAGGGACAUGUCUUCUGUAGGUGACCUGAGCCAGCAAUCCUGUAUCUCGCGCCACUUUUCUAUUCUGGAGUACAGCGAUGAAAGUGAUAUAAUUCGAGGCUCCUCACAUUCACCACUGUCCCACCUCUUGCAGUCGAACUCUUCCUCUUCCUCACUAGAGAGGCGCAAGACCCUUCGCCCUCCUCCUCCUCGUCCUAGAGUCCUGCGUCCGCCAGCCCCACCUGCAUACAAACCAGCUCGCCCUGCUCCACGUCCCCCUCCUCGUUGCCCGAGACAAAAUACUGCUCCUCCAACCAGCAGCCCCAUCUUCUACACCCCUGACGAACCAGCUAUAAACAUCCUCGACCAAAUAACAGAAAGGCAGACUGAGAUCGGUGACCUUGCAGCUGCCCAAGAACAUGAAAUCCAGUGCCAGCUGGAAGCAGAGAAAGAGCUGGAGAGAGAGAUGGAGUUGGAGAGUCAGAGACAGAGGGAAGAGGAAGAAAAGUACCAGCUGCUGCUACGGCUACAAGAGGUGGAGCAUGACAUGGAGGCAUAUGCACACACAGCGGAGGAACUCAGGGCCAUGUUGGAGGAGGAGGAGGAUGAGACAGCCCGCAUGCAAGCCAUGGAGAAUCUGGAGUUCUGCAACUACACGCUGGAGACACUGGCCCUGGAGCAACAGCAGCUACAAGAGAUGACACUCCUGUCGUCCCAACCCAAACCCCUGGAUUCCACCCCGACGUCGGACUCGCCCCCCAACGCCGGCACGGGCAGCGAGGACCCCGAGCUGAGGAUGCUGGAGAAGAGGUCAAAGGUCAUCGAGGAGCUGCUGCAGACGGAGACAGACUACAUCAAAGACCUGCAAAUGUGUGUUGAGGAGAUCAUCGAGCCGCUGCAGCAAAAGAAGGUGAAGAAUGUGGACUUUGAUGGGCUCUUUGGCAACAUCAACUCUGUGAUUGACCUGUCACAACGCCUGCUUGAUACACUGCAGGACACAGACUCUAUUGGAAAGGUAUUUCUAGACUUCAAAGCUGAGCUGGAGGAGGUGUACAAGAUAUACUGCCAGAACCACGAUGAUGCCAUCUCUCUGCUGGAGAGCUACGAGAAAGAGGAAAACAUCCAGCGCCAUGUGUUGGAGUGUCUGGAAAGACUGAGGGCCAUAUAUCGCAAGUGGGGGAAAACAAAUUACAUCAACCUAGGCUCUUUCUUAAUCAAGCCCGUGCAGCGGGUGAUGCGUUACCCACUGCUGCUGAUGGAGCUGCUGGGGGCCACACCAGAGAGCCACCAUGACCGACCCCAGCUGACUCGGGCUCUGCAGGCCGUUAAAGAGAUCAAUGUAAACAUCAACGAGUACAAACGCAGGAAGGACCUUGUGGUGAAGUACAGGAAGGGCGACGAGGACACGUUCAUUGACAAGAUCUCCAAGCUGAGCAUGCACUCCAUUAUCAAAAAAUCCAACCGAGUCAGCAGCCACCUCAAGCACCUCACAGGAAUCUCACCCCAGAUUAAAGACGAAGCAUUUGAUGAGGCUGAGAAGAGGUUCAGGCUGCAGGAGAGACUUAUCAAGUCUUUUAUCAGGGACAUUUCAUUGUACCUGCAACAUAUAAGGGAAUCAGCAUCUGUGAAGGUCUUGGCAGCCAUCAGUUUCUCUGACAUCUACACAGAGCGCAGUGUCCUCGAACCCCAGCACUUCCAGAGAGCUCACCGAUGCAUUAGUGACAAACAGUUCACGCAAUUUAAAGAGCGCACAGAGGCCUUAGUCAUCAACCCACUCACGCAGCUCCUCCUCAUGUUCGCCGGACCGCACAAACUUAUCCAAAAGCGCUUUGACAAGCUGCUGGACUAUGACAACUGCAAGGAGCGCGCCGACCGCCUCAAGGACCGUCGUGUCCAGGAUGAGCUGCAGGCGGCACGCAACAACUACGAGGCGCUCAACGCCCAACUUCUGGACGAGCUCCCCAAGUUCCACUGUGCGGCAGAGGAACUGUUUACUGGCUGUGUGAGGGCUUUCUCUCAAGCUCAGAAGGACUUCAUGAAGACGACAUUGGGAGAGCUGAAGCCCCUCCUACAUGUUUUUUCUAACAAAGCUGGAACAGAGAGCAACCUGAUUGCACAGUUCCAAGAAGAGUACGGGCGAGUUCUCCAACUUCUGCAGGGCUUUAGCUUCUGUCCGGAGAACUUGCCUCCUGCCACGUCCACAAAAAAGACCUUUGAGAAGAAAACUCUGGAGAAGCAGACCUGUAAAAAGCAACUGCAGGGACCUCCGAACUGCAUCAUGCAGACAGAUGAGCACCGUGCAGGACUUCUUGUACGCUAUGGUCCUGAGAAACUUUUCCAGGCAGAGAGAAACUUCAAUGCUGCUCAGGAUCUGGAUGUCUCUAUACAAGAGGGAGACCUUGUGGGUGUAAUCAAGCAGCAGGACCCCAUGGGUAGCAACAACCGCUGGCUAAUUGAUAAUGGAGUCGCCAAGGGUUUUGUGUACAGCUCCUUCCUCAAACCCUACAACCCACGCAGGAGCCAGUCAGAUGUGUCCAUCGAGAGCCAAUCGUCCAAUGAGUCAGGCUACGGCGGCUCCUCCCCUGUUUUCUCACGUCAAAACAGCAGCAGCACACUGACCUUUAACCAGGAAACGGCCACCGUCAGCUUUUCCACUUCGCAGCCCCAAAGUCAUUCAUCGCCACACCCUUCGUUGGACUCUGCCUCAUCUCGUAGGAGUCACCACAGAGAUGUACCCAACCCUGACUCUGCCAGUCAGAGCAACUCCAUAAACUCCUCGCCCCGAAAUCCCUCAAACCGCAGGGAAAUCUCAGACCAAACACACCGAAAUUCCCCCAGUCACAGAGACACAGAGCCUUCUUACCGGCAUUCAGGCAGCCACGGGGAUGCGUAUGAUACAAGUUAUGCAAAUCAGAGCAGCCAGAAGGAGAUGUCAGACCUCUCAGAGACAGACUCUUAUUCUUCGCACAGAAACAAUCGCUCACAGCGGUAUGGACACUCAGACAAAACCUACAGUUCAUACCAGUGGAAAAAUGGAGAUAAUAGUGGCCAGAAGAGGUCUACAUACUCCAGAGAUGAGUACAUCGAGCCGGAGGCAGAGCCAGAAUCAGAACCAGAACACGAGAGUGAAUUAGAUGGUCAUCAGAUUUACUACGCUCUCUACUCCUUUGAUGCCCGUUGCUCCAAUGAACUGAGCAUCUCAGCCAAUCAGCGGCUGCGGAUACUGGAGUUCCAGGACAUGAACGGCAACAGUGACUGGUGGCUGGGGGAGGCAGGAGGCCGGCGAGGAUAUGUGCCUUCCAACUACAUCCGCAAAUCAGAAUAUACAUGAACAAGUUUUAUCAUAUGGACGAUAACUGAGACUGUACUUCGACCUUAAGAAGACUCACUCUGUGAGUAGACAGAACAAAAAGACAAGGCACCUGGACACGCUGUGACUUAUUAUUGAUCUGUUGUCAUGGAGUUUUAUAGUGAGAAGGACUGACUAUUGGUGCUGACUCUGCUGAAAGUUAGCAUUAUAUGCCUAUAUUUAUACAUUUUUAUAUUAUUUUUACUUACUGGAAAUUGCACCCUACCCUCUCUUGUUUCAGUGAAAAACCUGUGAAUUGCACCAGAUUUUUGCCAUAAUCUGGAGCUGAAGACAUUGAAUUAUAUGUUUAAGAGAACAGUCUUAAAGGUUAGCACAUUGGAGAUUGCAAUGGAAAUGUGAAUGUUUUGGGUUCAGACUGAUUCUUCUAAAAAAAACAUCAAGUGGUAUUCAGACAGACUGACCUAAACAAUGUGUUAAUUGACUUUUUUCUGCAUGUGGCUGAUUAUACUACUAGAAUGAUGCAUGGAUAUUAGAUGCAUUUAUACCAUACCGUUCAACAAUCAAGGUUUGAGGCACUUAGGAUGAUUAUCCACUGGUUGCUAGUUUUGAAGUGUCUGUGGAGCCACCAACAAGAAUUUGGAGUGUUGUAUGAACUAUAUAAAUUAAAAUCAAGGACAAAAUUGAAUGGCAUAUGAUAUAUGGUUUACAAGCACUCCCCUUGUCAGUAACCUGAAUACAUUUUUUUAACUGGGUUGACACUGUGCAAACAGGGGAUGACAGGGGAUGACCUGUUUGCACAGUGUCCUCCUCUUACCUGUAAGAGGAGUUUAAUGAACAGGGAGAGAGAGACUGUGGUCUGAUCUUAACUCUUAUUUCUCUACAUACUCCCCAUGUACAUUAUAUAUAGUGCUGUAUAUUAAGAAUAUGCUAUUGCUCCCACUGUAAAGUGAUCACUGUUUGAAUAAAAAACAGCUCAGCUGACAAAUCA